AUUCGCCAACCAUUGUCCGGUGCGGACGGCAUUUUCGGCGUUCAAGGGUUGUAAACAAAAUGAACCCAUCCAUCCGGUGAGGGUGCGCGGUGCCUAUUUGCGGUUGUAAAGUUAAAUAAGUUGAAGUGAGUUAAAGUUUGUGGGGUGAGUGUAGUGAGGUUUAAAUUUUAAACCGUGUGCUAUGAAAUAAGCCAAAAAGUGCAUUAAACUGUGUGUCUGUGUGCUGUGGGGUAGCAAACGGCACAAACGGUCUGUACAACGGCGAAUGCUUUAUCAGUGAGGCAAAUGUGUGCGGGUUGUGUUAAAAAAAAAGUGUGCGACGCUACAACAACGAAUAAAAGCCACCGUUGCACUGAUAAGGAUUCGCCCGUGUCGGGGGUUGUCUUCCCUGUGCGAUCCCACACACAGGGAGUGGGAACACGUGCGCCUAAGGGAUGGCAAUGAACGAAUGUAGUAGAGGACAACCCAUCCAUCCUAUUAAUCGAUCUACAGAAGUGAUCUAUAGUGCACAGUGCUAGUGGAGUUUUAAAUGUGUAAAUGUGAAACCCGAAACUCUGAACGUGAACUUUAAAUAGAAAAAGCAGUGGAGUGAAGGUGCAAAAAUCAUGUCGACGAAAAUCAGUAACGGCAGCAGUACAGGUGGGACCAAUCCCACCUCCAACACAAUCACCACCAGCAACAACAACAACAACAACAACAACAACAACGAUUCACCGGAUGUACAAGUGACCGUUAAGGAUCUUCCGAUCGCAUUUAAGGUGAAAUAUCUUGGAAGCCAACCCGCCACAGGACUCUGGGGAAUCAAACACACGAGGCUACCGGUCGAUCAUUUAGUCAGCGUUGCCAAAAACCUACCACCGAACCGAAUUCUUCCCUUCUGCAAUCUUACCGUAUCGCUCGACGGGGUAAAGAUCGAGUCGAUCACCUCCAAGCUGACGUCGGUGUCCAACUUUACGAUCGAUACGAUUUCGUACGGCGUGCAGGAUCUGGUGUACACGCGUGUCUUUGCGAUGAUCGUCGUGAAGGAGAACUACAACCUGAAGGAAAAGAAUCCGUUCGAUGUGCAUGCGUUCGUGUGUGAUAGCAGGGCGAUGGCACGGAAGCUAACGUUUGCACUGGCCGCCUCCUUCCAGGACUACUCGAAGCGCGUGAAGGAGGCGGAAGAAACGAACGGUGGCAGUGGGUGCGAUACGGAGAAAUCACUGCGCAAGAAGUUUGCCAUCGAUCUGCGGACGCCGGAAGAGAUGCAGCAGGACAUCACGGAGCAGGAGACGGAGGCGUGAGCUGCGUGCACAGCCCACACCGAACCAACAGAACAUUCACACGGGACCAAACCUGAGUGCUGAUGAAUACCUAGUCCUUAUGCCUAACGAGCCUGAAGAAGCACCUGUAGGACACCGUGCAGUUUCAAGUUUAACGCUCCAGCGUCGCGUAUUACUUAUACACGUAUUUGUACCAAAUGUUGUUUUCCUCUCCGUUCCGCUUCACGAUACCUUCCACUGUUAUUGUGCCGCUUAGAUGGUUUUACAGUAGUUGUAUAAUUUUAAAAAGAAAAUCGAUCACGAUCAAUGACGAGACAAGCUGUCCAAUGGUGGGAUAAUGCAAGGAUGGCUUGAUCCGCUCGAUCGAGUAAGCAUUUGUGCGAGACAGGGAGGAGUAAUACAAUGUUGAAUAGGUAAAUAAGUUUAAGAAAGCUGGAAGCGUUUGAGCUCUAGUUUCGCAGGGUUUUGUUUUUUGCUGCUGCGAGCAACAGUUGUCGAUUGAUUUUAUUUCAAUAAACGGUAAAAGACUCGAGAA
Anopheles stephensi (Asian malaria mosquito) is the source of this 1797-nucleotide messenger RNA. RefSeq names its product autophagy-related protein 18. The record is from RefSeq and is a predicted model, not a curated record. The transcript is spliced from 5 exons. NCBI's taxonomy places the organism in Eukaryota, Metazoa, Arthropoda, Insecta, Diptera, Culicidae. The coding region runs from base 606 to 1283 and encodes 225 amino acids.